This is a messenger RNA of Protobothrops mucrosquamatus (brown spotted pit viper), 1825 nucleotides long. RefSeq names its product small nuclear RNA activating complex polypeptide 2 (gene SNAPC2). The coding region runs from base 174 to 1187 and encodes 337 amino acids. Gene Ontology annotation, cellular component: nuclear body. Gene Ontology annotation, molecular function: RNA polymerase II general transcription initiation factor activity. The record is from RefSeq and is a predicted model, not a curated record. Gene Ontology annotation, biological process: snRNA transcription. The transcript is spliced from 5 exons. Lineage: Eukaryota; Metazoa; Chordata; Lepidosauria; Squamata; Viperidae.
UCGGAAAGCGUAGCUUGCUGAAGUAUUGCUAAUUUGUAUACGAAAUGCGAUCUUGAGCCGCGUGGGCGGGAAGAGUAAAGAAGGGGGCGGCGAAAUUUAUUUUCGCGGGAAGGCGAAGCGGCUUUUUCUGGCCUUUUCUUAGUUUGGGGCCUGGACUUUCAGGAGGGAGAGCUAUGAAGCCACCAUCAAGGCUGCGUUCGGCGCCCGCUCGCUACCGUCUGGACCCCGCAAGCCGGGUUUGGACGGAUCGAGAAAAGCGACGUCUUCUCCAGGCUUUGAGAGCUCAAGCUCAGACUCCGGGCCCGCUGCGACCGGAACAGCUGAAGAAAUACUUGCCCUCCAGAAACGAAGACGAGAUCUUAGUAUUUGUAGACCAGCUGAAAGAACGUGUGGCAAGGGAAGCAGUCAAGGCACGGUAUCGAUAUCGCCAAUGCGAACAGAAGGAUGCCCCAGUUCCAGCACCUAUAGAGAUAUGGAUUCGUUUAGCUAAGAAGUUAACAGGUUGCCUUGAGGAUGCAGUAACAGCUGCUUUUUCCCAGGUUUUAACAAUUGCAUCUGCGGAGCCACUCUCUUUGCUUCACUCUGUGCCACCAAAGCCUGUAGAAGGAAAUGCUGUUCAAUGCACGAUCCCAAUUGUUCCUAGCAAGAAUAUGAAAUCCAAUACAGAAUCUGAGGAAGCAACUGUAUCAUCAGAUGUAGAGCAAUUGACCCCUGCAGAAAAUGGUGAAAUACAUGUGGACUUUGAAAAGAUAUACAAGUAUCUUUCAGUGAUUUCACGGGGAUCUAAAGCACCAGAGCUACCACCUGGUGAGUCGGCUGUUCUACUAGACUUGCUUUUGUCAUUACCAGAAGAACUGAGUCAUCUGGAUUAUAAGAAACUUAAGGGGCAUAUGUACAAAUGCUAUAUUGAUUUAAGUGCACACUAUAAGAAUGAAAAAAGUAGAAUGAAAGCAAAGUUCAGCCCACUUGUAAACAAUAAUGAAGAUCUUCCUGAAACAUUUUAUAAUGUGCCAUCAGCCGGAAAUAGCUUUUCAAAAAAGCAAGAGGAUACUAGUCCUAGUACUUGUUCUACAAGUGGCACAACAUCAACACCUUCCACAGAUUGGAAGACGCUGGGUAUUUGCCCAUUGAAUUCAUUUUGGUUUCCUUUGGAUAUUCUAGCACAAAAAAAAGAGAUUUUGGAUUGAAGACUCUUAUUUUAUUACAUGUCAUGAAUGUUGUGUAUUGGUAUCUGUAAGAGUGGAAAAACAACUGUCAUAUUUUGGCCAAGCAUGUCCCUUAAUUUUGUUCAGAAUUUAACACUUGACUUACGAGUAUGUCUACUUUGUAUUUUUAAAUGGAUAUAUGUGAAUGUUCAGAAUUUUUCCUCCCAAAAUCCUGAAGUUUACUCUUUUAUUACUGGGAAAUCAUUCUCAUCUUAGAAAGUUUGUGCUUACAUAAUGCUCUGAGUGUCAAUCUUUGUUCUAAGGAUAUGGAUUAUUCCAGAUGUAUCAAAUGCAAUCAGUGUUAUUAACGUGUUUCUGCAGUAUAAUACAGCUGAAAUGUUGUUUCAGUGCUAUGAAAAAGAUUGCAUGCUCCUUUAUGUAUAAUUGGCAAAGUUCCUUUAAUUCAAGAUCACUUUGACUAAUCAAUUUCUAUGAGUUGGUGGUGAGGCAAAACUCCUUGUUAAAUUUCUUAUUCUUAUUUCAUAAGAAUGAGAUAAUUCCAAAUUGAGUGAGAAUUUCAGAAUCUCAUUUAAUCUGAUGUUUGCAGUUUGGUAGAUGGAUUGUUCUGCAGAUCAUAGAUAGGGAACAAUUAAUGUAAUGUAGCUUUGUAAUAUUUUCAU